This is a messenger RNA of Drosophila melanogaster (fruit fly), 6012 nucleotides long. It is a transcript of the gene LpR1, whose product is annotated as lipophorin receptor 1. The transcript has 12 exons. Gene Ontology annotation, molecular function: calcium ion binding; cargo receptor activity. Gene Ontology annotation, biological process: vesicle-mediated transport. Gene Ontology annotation, cellular component: endomembrane system. The record is from RefSeq and is marked reviewed. The coding region runs from base 2450 to 5380 and encodes 976 amino acids. Lineage: Eukaryota; Metazoa; Arthropoda; Insecta; Diptera; Drosophilidae.
AGAACCGCGUCGAUAGUCGAGUGGAUCGGAACCAACAAAGUGUUAAGAAAUAAAAUAAUGAAGAUACAAUGCAUAAUAUGAACUGUGAAGUGCAAGGACCACACAAAGUGUUCAUAACGCAAACAAAAUAAUAAUCAGUGUAUAUCAGUGCAAACAAUACUAACGAAUUCCCUGGAAAAUCGCAGCAAAGUUCAAUUAGACCUACCACAAAUGAGGUGUAGACGCCACCGAGUUGAGAUCUUCAGACAUUGUCUAUACGUAGACCAAAUCGAGACUUUUGCCAUAACAACAGCAAACAUUGGGUCAUGUAAUUCCCAACUGCUCGUAUAAUGCCCUGGUGUUGAAAGUGUAGAAAGGGCGUAUGGAAUUUGGGCUUAAUUUGAUAAAGACUUAAGUCAGAAUUUCCGCUUUGGAAUUACUCGAUCAAUGCACUUAAAAUAUUAAUUUAGUUCAAGUGGAACUACAGUCUUACCUAAUUAUCAUGAAUUUUCAAUAAAUACGACAACUUUUAUGAUCGUUUAUUUCUAAAACUAAUUAGUUUUUUAUGUUGCGAUGGUUAUUAAUAUUUCUGCUCGCUUAAUUCGAUUUUUUUAAAAUAUUUCUUAUAUUUAAAUUAUAUAGCCAAGGGACUCCUGUUUCGGUAUCCGAAAAUAGCGAUUACAGUCAGGCCACUUAAAGAUUAAAGAACACUGAUCAUUAUCUGGCCAAGCGAUAGUUGAUAGAUGGGCUGGCCCUUCACGCCUGCCAAAACCACAAUAGACACAUAUGUAUGUAUUGGUGUAUAUAUAUAUGUACAUAUGUUUUCCUAAACUCACACUCGACAAAACUUGAACACACGGCACGGGGCUGCAGGGCGAUAAAAUGCAGUGUCAAUUGAAGUGCUUGAUUAGGCGAUUUGCGAGCGAUUCGCCAGCGAUUUCCAACGCCUGCAAUUAGAGACGGCGGCGCACUGCAAAAUAUACAGAAUGGUUGGCAGGGGCGUUGGUUUGGUGGGGGUUUUCCGACGGCUCUGUCAUUCACAAGCAUCGCGGGGUGGUGCUUGAAAAAUGAUUUACACGCGCAAAUCAUAAAUUAUGCCCAUUUCAAGUGGACCGUUACGCCGGAGAAUCCAUGACAAAUGCAGAUGACGCCCAAGCACCGAUGACGAUGGUGAUUGCAAUGCAAUCUAAUGGCUGAUAUGAUGGUGAUUGUGAUUGCGGGUUUGAUUGAGAUUUCCAUUGGUACUGGGAUGCUGCUAGUGCCGAUAAUUGUUUUGAAGAUGACGCAUUUUAAAUGACUGACCCUAACCGAACCCAUUGUCCGCUGGCUGCGAUUUUUCACCGCCUCUUAUCAUCGACGUCAGUCAACGCAACUCUAACCAAGCCAAAAGCCAAUGAAAUCAAAUCCACGACACUCCAGUUCAAUUUCGAAUUUCACACCACUUUCAAUCGGACCCACACCUGGUUUGAUUGAAAGCGGCGACACUUUCAAUGCUAAUGAGCUGCGAUUCCGUUUACCAAUCGCCGAAAGGCAUUUCAGUUCGCAUCGGUCUUCGCUGGGCAUCACACCGUAAAACCUUCCGGGUCCCAAAAAAAAAUCAAAAGAAUUAAGUAUAUUCAAAAUACCUAUUUGAUACCUGGAUAUAGUUUCGGUGGGCCCAUGCAGAACGUCACGACUGUCGUACGAUUAUCGGCACAAUUCUCACGUCCGGUUGUCCAGCUUAAUUAAAAAAUAUCUUUGUUUUUCGCACUGAUAAACGCGGUGGCAACGCAAAAAGGAAGUCUAGAUACAUACAGUCUGAAAAACGUAUUUUCGUACAGUACGAUGUUUAAAAGUGAUCUCUGUGUGCUGAUUGUGAUCUCCUUGGCGUUUUCCUUACAUUCAGUUGUAUCUAUAGAUCGCCCAACGAUUCCUUGCCCAAUCUAUCCAUUCACAUCAACGUACGCUCCAUUGAUCACUGAUCAACUGGUUUGCCUUAAGAGCACCUUGUACGUUAGUAAUCUUUUGGGGAGCUAAGAGUGGAAUACAGCAUCGAUUAAAUUCAGAGAGUGCUCCGAUCUGCCAGAUCACUCUUUAUGUAUCUCUUCGACGGGGUCUGGUCAGUUUCUUGUCAGUUUUGAUAAGGCCACCUUAAGACGGUGCAAAAACAAGCACAAUCGCAAACGACAGUUACUCUCGGCUCUCGAAUUAAAAUCGCUGGCGAUUCGCUUAAAUUUGCAGGCCAAUUCUCUAAGCGAAUUCAGUUGAAAAAGGCGCGUUGUGCGAAACGGGCAUCACAGUUUUUUGCGGUUUAUUUUCAACUUAAAAACCAAAUAAAAAACACAAAAGAAACAAACAAAGCGAAAUAAAAACAAACCUCAUUGUCUAUACAAACCUUGUAAGAUCGAAGUGAUAAAAGUGUGAAAAAAGCAUUAAACAGACAGCAUAAAUUAAAGCAAAAGAAGAGUGAAGGCAAGCAAAAUACCGUACCAUGGCCAUAGAGUCACGCUCUACGAGCACUGCAAGUGAAACCACAAAAACCGCCAUAAAAUCAACCACAAGCUCAAAAUCUCCAGUAACAUUCGGUAAUCUCGGCGAGAAAAGACGCGCCGAACAGCUGUUCCGCUGCGCAUGCGCCAACUUCAAUCUCCUGCUCCUGACUUUAAUGCUCGGAUUCGGCAAAUGCUGCACUGCCACGCCCACGCCGCUGAACACGCCCUCAACGAACACGCCCACCUCGGCAGUUAGCCCACAUAAUCCACAAACGCUGGACGAGAGCGGAUCGCUGAGCAAGGUGAUCGAUGGCAAAGCCUUCAUCAACAUGGGAUUCAAGUUCCUCAACGUUUCCGGAAAGAUUGGCACACCCCUCGGCAUAGGCCAAUCCCUGGAGGCCAAGUGCGAUGAGAAGCAGUUCCAGUGCCACAGCGGCGACUGCAUACCCAUUCGAUUCGUUUGCGACGGCGAUGCGGACUGCAAGGAUCACAGCGAUGAGCAGAUUAAGGAGUGCAAGUUUAUAGAGGCCACUUGCUCGUCGGACCAAUUCCGUUGCGGGAAUGGCAACUGCAUACCGAACAAAUGGCGCUGCGAUCAGGAGAGCGAUUGUGCCGAUGGCUCCGAUGAAGCCAACGAAUUGUGCAUGAACGCCUGUCCCAACAACGAGUUCAAAUGCCAAACGGUCGACCAGUGCAUUCCGCGCAGCUGGCUCUGCGAUGGCAGCAACGAUUGCCGCGACAAGUCCGAUGAGGCGCACUGCAACCAGACCUGUCGUGCCGACGAGUUCACCUGCGGCAAUGGACGGUGCAUCCAGAAGCGAUGGAAGUGCGACCACGACGACGACUGCGGCGAUGGAUCCGACGAGAAGGAGUGCCCAGUGGUGCCCUGCGACUCCGUGGCGGAGCACACCUGCACGAAUGGAGCCUGCAUCGCCAAGCGGUGGGUCUGCGACGGUGAUCCGGACUGCUCCGAUGGCUCCGAUGAGCGGUCCUGUGCGAAUGUGACCAAGACGACCACGCCCUGCUUAUCGCACGAAUACCAGUGCAAGGAUCGCAUCACCUGCCUGCAUCACAGCUGGCUCUGCGAUGGUGACCGCGACUGUCCCGAUGGCGACGAUGAGCACACAGCCAACUGCAAGAACGUCACCUGCCGGGCGGACCAGUUCCAGUGCGGCGAUCGCAGCUGCAUUCCAGGACAUCUCACCUGCAACGGCGACAAGGACUGCGCCGAUGGCAGCGACGAACGGGAUUGCGGAUUGAGUCUGAGUCUGGGGAUCAACCAAGGAGGAUGCAACGCAACCAGCGAAUUCGACUGCGGUGGAGGUCAGUGCGUUCCACUCUCGAAGGUCUGCGACAAGAGGAAGGAUUGUCCGGAUGGCGAGGACGAGCCGGCAGGAAAGUGCGGGAUAAACGAGUGCGCCUCGAAGAACGGAGGCUGCAUGCACCAGUGCAUCGAUCUGAAGGUGGGCCACCACUGCGAAUGCCACGAGGGUUACAAGUUGUCUCCGGACAAGCGGAACUGCCAGGAUAUCAAUGAGUGCGAAGUUCCCGGAAAGUGCUCUCAGAUAUGCGUGAACGAAAUAGGAGGCUUCAAGUGUGAGUGCGAAGCGGGCUACAUGAGGGAUCCCAAAAAUCACACCAGAUGCAAGGCCAGCGAGGGACACGCCUCCCUGCUCCUGGCCAGACGCCAUGACAUCCGCAAGAUAGCACUCGACCACAUGGAAAUGACCUCCAUUGUGAAUAGUACAAAGGCAGCCACUGCCCUGGACUUUGUGUUCCGCACGGGUAUGAUCUUCUGGAGCGAUGUGACCACCCAGAGUAUAUAUAAAGCACCGAUUGAUGAGGGAAACGAAAAGACGGUAGUGUUGACUAAAUCCUCGGUGACCUCGGAUGGCCUGGCUGUCGAUUGGAUCUAUAACCAUGUCUACUUUACGGACACCCACAAGUGCACCAUCGAACUGACCAACUUCGAGGGCAGCAUGGGUAAGGUCCUGGUAAAGGACUCCCUGGACAUUCCUCGUUCAAUUGCUUUGGAUCCCAUUGAGGGCUGGAUGUACUGGUCCGACUGGGGCGCCUCUCCGCGCAUCGAAAGGGCGGGUAUGGAUGGCUCCCACCGCACCACCAUCAUCAGCUAUGACGUCAAGUGGCCCAAUGGUAUCACCUUAGACCUGGUUAAGAAACGCAUCUACUGGGUAGAUGGCAAGCUUAACGUUAUCUCGUCGGCGAACUAUGAUGGCUCGCAAAGGAGCCAGGUGCUCUACUCCGGCGAAUACCUGCGACAUCCCUUCUCGAUCACCACCUUCGAGGACAAUGUCUACUGGACCGACUGGGACAAACAGGCCGUCUUCAAGGCGAACAAGUUCACCGGGGAGGAUGUGGAGCCCGUUACAGCAAUGCAUAUGCUCCAGCAUCCAAUGGUGGUGCACGUGUACCAUCCUUACCGCCAGCCGGAUGGCGUGAAUCACUGCCAGUCGGUGAAUGGCCACUGUUCUCAUCUCUGCCUGCCAGCUCCCAGGAUCAAUGAGAGGAGUCCUCGCAUAUCCUGCGCCUGUCCCACCGGUCUGAAGCUGAUGGUCGAUGGCCUCAUGUGCGUCGAGGAUCUUGCCGACCAGCGUCCAGUGAAAAACCAUACUCAAAUCGAAAAGACCACAACGCCCAGUGAGCAGCCGGAUUCCGGCUUUAUUGCACUGGUGGUCAUAGCCAGUCUUAGUGGAUUCGCUGUCCUGCUAUCGGUGCUCCUGCUCAUUGGCUACCGCUACUGCAGCAAGCGACGCAUCAACUCGAUGAACUUCGAGAACCCCAUCUACCGCAAGACCACCACCACAGAGGAUCACUUCAGUUUGCGCAAAAAUCUGCCGGCGCGGAUCUACGACCACACCAGUGUCAUGGAUGAGGAGUACUCACCCGUCAUAGGCAUAUCCUCGUAUUAGAUUGAUUCCUCUGGAAUCGUGUGAAAUGUGGAUUGGAUGAUUGUUGCGCUUGGUCGCUGGGAAAAUUAGAUGACCAAUGCUAACUCGAGACCCGCGGCAGAAACACACACGCCUGAAGACUGAGCAACUCUGUGUAUUGUGUAAAUUAAUUAUUUUAAAAUUUUAAGGCACGGCAAGGACGGCGGGUCACCUUGGAGCGCAUCCUUAAAGGAUGCUGUACAAAAUACUAUGUCGCAGAGUUCUAUCACAAAUAAACAAAAGAAAAACAAAACAGAAAUAGUUACGAGAAACGUAAAAGGAAACGAGAAAUCUAAUUGCUAAUUAUAAAUUACAUAGUUCCAAACUGUAUAUAGCUGUAAGUGUGCAUUAUUUUUAAAUGACGCAACUUAAUAUUACUAUACGUAAACAUGACAAAGAGAUCAUUGUGCUUAUGGUCUACUAUUAGAGCAAGUUGAGAAAUUAUAUUUCUGUUGUCAAGGAGCAGAGUCGUUUUAUUAUAUUAAAAUUAUUACUGCAUACGUAUUAGCCUUUUGUUAACUGUAUUUGUUAAGUGUACAUACAUAUGUAUAUGUUUCCCCACUAAAAAGAAAAUAUGAUGAAUAAUAAACUCAGAACAUACUUAUGUGUAGCGU